This is a messenger RNA of Cicer arietinum (chickpea), 830 nucleotides long. RefSeq lists its product as uncharacterized. The record is from RefSeq and is a predicted model, not a curated record. Lineage: Eukaryota; Viridiplantae; Streptophyta; Magnoliopsida; Fabales; Fabaceae.
AUGCCUUCUUCUUCUUCUCGCCGUCGACCAACCAAUCUCGCCCAAUCCGUUUCCUUCUUAUUCUUCUCGUCGUCGACCAACCAAUCCCGCCCAAUCUGUUUCCUUCUUAUUCUUCUCGUCGUCGACCAACCAAUCCCGCCCAAUCUUUUUCCUUUUUCUCGCCGUCGACCAACCACGUUCUCAUUGUCAAUCGACCACUGUUCUCGUCAUCACUGUGACCAGCGUUCUCGCAUCAUCGGAAUUGAUUUUUCGUUAAUCUUAUUGAUAAAAAAGGGCAAAGGAGUGUUGCCUGGACGUAAAGAGAUUUACAUUGAUACCCGCACUCGUAAAGAUGGAGCAAUUGUCAAUGGAAAGGCUGCAAGAUUGAUUGAAGAACUAAAAAAACAUAAUAAUGAGGCUGGAACUUCUCAAUCAACCCAAGACACACAAGGUUCUAUGUCUUGGAAGGAUGACAUAUUUUAUCAAGUACAAGGACCUGAUAAAAACGGACGUGUGCGAUGUAUGGGCAAGAUUCCUCAUUCUAAAAAAUCGAAGGUUUGUGCAUCUGAAAAUGAAGAGUUGCGCGAAAGAGUUAAGAAUAUGGAAAACUUGUUAGCAAAUGUGAUGACUUUAAUUCAAAAUCGAUUUUCUGGAGCAGAUGUUAAUGAUAUAAUACAAGCUGCAAGACAGGUUCCUGAUGCUACUAGUGCUCAAAACCAUUUGAAUUCACUUAGUCCAAACAACAACGAAAAUAAUGAAAAUGGUGAAGAUUAAAAGCUAAUUUGUUGUUGAAGAUGGAAUAUUGGCAAUUUAGUGGACUCAAUUUCUUAAUAUUUUUUGAGAUUGUUAUG